UCAUGCAGACACUUGGCGAGCGAAGCACACGCGUUCCGAUAGUUCCGUGACACAGCGAUUCAACCGACCAUUUCAGGCAAUCUCGAGGCGGUCGUUAUUGGGUGUCGAAGAGCAAUAGUGCGGAAUUUGCUCCCCCCUCUCGCUUUGCUAUGGAUGUUUGGUGCUUGUAAAAGUGGAAUACUUCCGGUCGAAAAUUGAUAGGAAUUCGAUAGUUUCCGGCCGAGAUCCGAGUGCGGCUUGUGGAGGAAAUCAAAUUACUGUAAGCUCUCCCCACUCCAUCUAGUAGUGCCGCAGCGGAGACAUUUGCGAACGGCAGCGAUACUCUCAUGUCUCGGACUCCCUUUCUGGAAAGGAAUCGUGACGACGUAUUUUGCUCGGGGAUGAUGGUUUCGUUCUGUGCUCCGUGCCUGUCCCAAAACACGUGCGGGGAGUCCCCUCGUGGUGACAAGCAUACUGCUGCAGUGGUGAAAGCAUGAGCGAAUUGUGAAUCAUACAGUUUCCUGGAUGUUGUCAAACUGGUGAUAAUAAUAAAAAAGGAAAAGGUGAAAGAUGUGUACAAGUGCGGUUAUAUAAAUAAAACAGCGUAAAGGUUGUGUGUGCGUGGGAAUAUCCAAAAAAGUCAGGAAAAGUGCAUCAAAACAACUAGCAAAUCAAUUCAUCGCUCUGCUGAAGCAAAAAUAAACCAGCAAUAACCGAUUAUAUUCGAAACUAGUGACACCGAACGAAGAUGCUCAGUACGAGGGAAGAUGACGCCAAAUGACGGUGGUGAAGGAAAUCUUUAUGCUCAACGACACCGAAAUGGAUGAGUCGACGGAUUUAGGGUUUCUGUCCUAAGCGCAUCAUCCUGAUCCUGAAGUGCAUUGUAAUCGUCGACAGAUGAGAGAUCUUAAAGUGGUGCCACAAUGUGUGCUAGUUAAGUGAAUUUUGUGUAAAAAGAAGAAGAGUUAAUAGUAGUGAAGCAAUAAGCCGUAUACAUAGCCUAGAGAGUGGUAGAUAAGCAAGUGCACCGAAAGUCAUCAUCGCGUAUGCCUUCGCCGAAAGAGGGCGCACACUGAAAGCGACGAAAAAAAAAUCUAUACAAUCACUCCGUUAUUCCAACUAAUACACAUCCUAGCAACAAAAUAGCGACAAAUAUAGUAUCAAGCUACACAUUAUAUUAGAGCUCCCCAUUUCUAGCGAAUCGAUCUUGUUAUUCCUAUUCCUAGUGAGUAUAUACCGUAGUGAAGAUUAGAAAAAAAAGUGUGUAAAAAUGCCUGUCAGAAGAGGACACGUCGCUCCCAAAACGACGCUUAUUGAAACGAUAAUCAGGAAAUUUGAUACCCAUAAUCGUAGCUUUCUAGUGGCCAAUGCACAGCCGGAAUCGUGUCACAUCAUCUUCUGCUCGGAUGGAUUUUGCAAGAUGACCGGUUUCACGCGGGCGGAGGUGAUGCAACGAUCGGCGUGCACCGAAUUCCUGCAGGGACAGAUGACCUCCCACACGGUCGUCCAGUCGAUCAAGGAAGCGCUCAGGAAGGGCGAGGAGAAGCACUUCGAGAUACUGUACUACCGGAAGGAUGGUACGAAGUUCCUGUGCUCCGAGGUGAUAGCACCGAUCCGGUCCGAAGUGGACGAUAUCUCGCUGUUCAUCAUCAACUUCGAGGACCUCUCGAACCCAAUCUCGCCGGAGCCGAUCGAGCCGGUGAAGUUAAGUAAAUUCCCAUUCCUUUCAGUCGAUCGUGCGCGGGCAAGCUUUCGACAAUCGUUCCGAAUAGGACACAUCGCGCUGCGCGACCGAGGUCUCCGGCUUGCCGGAUACCUGACGCCCCCUUCGGAUGCCACCCAGGAGGAGGAGGAAGUGGGGAUCGGCAAAAGUGCGAUUGAGAGGGGUUUUUGUAGCGAUAGGGUUAGCCAGACAACGGUGCUCAAAGUGGAAACGAACAUCUGGACGCCAAUGUCGACGCCGGCGUUGACGCGGACGAAGGAACUGGAGGGGUUGCAUCCAGAUGGCGAUACGCUUAGUGGACCAGGAGAAAUUGUGAUAACUCAGCCGGAGACACCCAGAGUGGAAGUGUCGUCCAAAGAGCUUCCAACGCCGAUUGUCGACGUAAAACCAGAGUUUCAGCAAACCAAAAGUUUAGACUUUGACAUACAAUCAAAACAUCCCGAAAACACUAAACUUAUCCAGUCUUAUGAAAGUACGCACGCGAAAAAUUGUCGAGGGUUAAUAGAAAAGCGUGCCCAUACGAUAGACGAUUUUAUGCGAGGACCCACGGGCCACCACGCGCGACAGUAUUUCCCGUACGUUUCGUCCGAGAGCGAUCUACAACGCUACAAAGCAGUGCCACUAAAGCAGAAAUCAAGCCACGAGCCGCGAACCAGUUCAUCACUUUCUAAUGUGCCUUCAGACUCUACUAAAACUAAGGAUAAUGGAUCAGCGAAAUAUUUUCAGGGAACAAGACAAACAAUAAAUAUGGGUGAGAAAGUAGCACAGGUCCUUUCGCUUGGCGCCGAUGUACUACCGGAAUACAAGCUACAGAGUCCACGAGUUCACAAAUGGACAAUACUACACUACUCUCCGUUCAAGGCGGUGUGGGACUGGAUAAUAUUAAUAUUAGUUAUGUAUACAGCAAUAUUUACCCCAUACGUAGCAGCAUUUUUGCUGGGAGAACCUGACUUUAAUCAAAGGAAGAAUCGCAAAUAUGCUGAUGACCCAAUUGUGAUAAUUGAUUUAAUAGUUGACGUAACAUUUGUCAUAGAUAUAAUAAUUAAUUUUCGAACGACGUUCGUCAACGGCCAGGAUGAGGUGGUAUCGCAUCCGGGCCGCAUCGCGGUGCAUUAUCUGAGCGGCUGGUUCCUGAUCGACCUGGUGGCGGCAAUCCCGUUCGACCUGCUGCUAGUCGGGAGUGAUACGGACGAGCUUGGCUUGGACAAAGACGAGACAACGACUCUAAUUGGUUUAUUGAAAACGGCACGUCUAUUGCGUCUAGUGCGAGUGGCAAGAAAGAUCGAUCGCUAUUCGGAAUAUGGCGCUGCUGUUUUAGUAUUACUGAUGGCUACCUUUGCACUAAUCGCUCACUGGCUGGCUUGUAUUUGGUACGCGAUAGGAAACGCCGAACGGCCCCAGAUGAAGAACAAAAUUGGCUGGUUGGAUGCGCUGGCCGAUGCUACCCAGGAGUACUACUACGCAAACAACACCGGUGGAGGACCCUCGAUAAAGUCACGAUACGUGACCGCACUGUACUUCACCUUUACCUCGCUGACAUCGGUGGGCUUUGGCAAUGUUGCCCCGAACACGGAUGCCGAGAAAAUUUUCACGAUAUGCGUGAUGUUGGUCGGAUCCCUCAUGUACGCCAGCAUCUUCGGUAACGUAUCGGCCAUCAUUCAACGGUUAUAUUCCGGCACGGCACGAUAUCACACGCAAAUGUUGCGUGUCCGUGAGUUUAUUCGGUUUCAUCAGAUACCCAAUCCGUUGCGACAACGACUGGAGGAGUACUUUCAGCACGCUUGGACCUACACCAAUGGGAUCGAUAUGAACUCGGUGCUGAAAGGGUUUCCCGAGUGCUUGCAGGCCGAUAUCUGCUUGCAUCUGAACCGAAACCUGCUCAACAAUUGCUCCGCCUUCGAAGCAGCCAGCCCUGGCUGCUUACGAGCUCUUUCGUUAAAGUUUAAAACUACUCACGCUCCGCCCGGUGACACGUUGGUGCACAAAGGAGACGUCCUCACGUACCUUUACUUUAUAGCGCGUGGUUCUAUAGAGAUUUUAAAGGAUGACGUCGUCAUGGCGAUACUAGGGAAAGAUGAUAUUUUCGGCGAAAAUCCCUGCACACACACGACGCUGGGAAAAUCGAACAGUAAUGUUAAAGCAUUAACUUAUUGUGAUCUACAUAAGAUUCAUAGAGAUGACUUAUUAGACGUGUUAGAUUUAUUUCCGGAAUUUUAUGAUAGUUUUGUAAAUAGUUUGGAAAUUACGUAUAAUAUGAGAGAUGAAGAGCAAGCGGGAAUAGAGUUAAGGCAUCGGCAUAUGCGACUCGGGUCACAGGAUAGAGACAGCGACACCCGGUCCUAUGUUAGGAGGAUAAGCACGGUACAUAAUCAGAGACCGAGUCAGACCAAAUGUGAUAUUCCAAAUGAUAGAAGUUCGGGACAAAUAAGCACUAACUUCGACGAAGAUCGAAAGUUUUCUAUAUCAGGAAUGAUGUCUCAAAUAAAGCGAAGCAUACCAGAUCUUAGAUCGAACAAACAUCAACCAUUAACCAGUACUUGUGCAUCUCCAAAUGAGAGCCCCAAGAGCUCGCACAAGCACAGUCCGCCCAGUGAUCACCUGUCGCCAAAGGGUGCUCCGGAUACUGUCACGCUCAGUGCCAUCAGCAAUCGCGCCUGCACGUGUGGCUCGAAGGAGCUUCCUAUCGGGCGUCCCGGUGCUCCCCCCGUUGAUCUCAACAUCCGGUGUAGCCCGGAAGAGGACGUGUUCCACCACACAGCUCCAAUCACCGGUGGUCGGGACAUGAGCGACCACCAACAGCACCCCGAUGUUCUAGGAUCAAUAACGAAUCAAUUAUCUGAUUUAACGAUAAGACUAGAUAACUUAGAAGGUAGCCUAAAGAAGGAUAUCAGAACGAUUUUAGACAUCCUCCAUCAGCAGCAACAGAUGCAACUGCAAUUUCAUCAACAGCAGCUCCAGCAUCAGCAGCACCAGAUGCAGAUGCAGCAGUCCGGCAAGACUGCGAUGUCGUCUUAUCAACCGUCCGAGAGUGAUUUCUCCUUCGAUAUGUGCGGCGGAACCGGAGACGCUGGCAGCAGUAUGGCCAAACACCAGCAAGCACAACAACGAACCAACGUGCAGCGGUCCGUCUCGCAGCCCGAGUGCGCAAACGAGAAAAGCCUUUUCAAGUGCUCAAAGUUUUCUUCAUUUAAUCAAGCCAUGGAUGACACCCCGGAAGGUCACAAUUGGAACAUGUUCGCACCUAUCGCCAAGCUCGAGUCGCUGGACGAAAUUGAUCAGGACAGUAAACAUUCCAUCAGCCAGGAGAAGCCUCAAUAACGAAUGCUUUAACCUUGAAGAAAACAGAAAACAGUUUAGCCGUUUAGCAACAGCAGCCGCAGUCUAGCAGAAGACGACAACUUUAGCUCCUCUAGCCGAAAAAUUCGUAUAAUGUUGAUGUACAUAUUGCUUGUAUUAAUUUCAAAUGUUCACCUUUGAUUAUAUUGAUCGAUAAAAGAAUUGUACAUUUUUUCAUAUAAAUACUGAACAUAAUUUAUACGAAAUAUCAGCAGAUUUUUACGAUGAGCAAAAAAAAAGGUAAAAAAGCAAACAUUGAAACAAAAAAAAAACAGACAAAAAAAAUUCUAAAACCAAAACACGCAUAGUCGAAACGCAGUGAUUGUAGAGUGAUUGAAGGGAAACGAAAAGCUCCAUUCUUAUUUCGGCGGUAUCCAAAGCGAGCGAAGUACGCAUAUGAACAAAUGUGUUAGGAAUUUAUCUUAAGUAAACCAAUUUAAAAAUAAUUUCAUCAUUUCGUAGACACAAUUUUUUCACUCUCCUCUUAGUGCAUAAUUUCGUAGGUGAAACCACUCGAAGAAAACGAGCUAAGAAUCUAAGCGUAAGAAAUGAUUUAGUCGGUUUUAACGAUUGUUCAGAAUUAUUUCACUUUUCAAGCGACUCAAAUUGGAGAAAAAAGUAAGCGAGUGAAGGGCAACAGGAAGGAGAAGAAAAAACAACAUUUCUCUCGAAACGGUCACAAUGGUAUAAAAAACAACAAAACAAUAAGAUAAACACACAUUCACGUAAGCAAAACAACAGAAACAACCGAACCAUGAAACGCUUCUUAGAAGUAAUGCUCACAAGAAAAAGUUAAAAACAAAUAAAACGCUAAUUAACACUCACUUCAGUAAAAUAAAAAAAAAACACACAUACACACGAAUCAGAACACCUUCGCUCACUUAACAAAACAUAACCACACAAACACACUCGUCCUCUCUUACACACACAAAACACACAUGGAAAGGGAUCGCAUUCGUUGUCGGUCAGGGGUCGAAUUUUCCUCGAGAGUAUGGUUCUUCUUGCAGUUUUCGGUUACUCCUUUUCGGACGUCGAGCAUUAUGUUCUAAUCGAAGGAGAAUGAAGCAAGCGUAGGGAAAUAAAACGAACACAAGAUAGCAGAAAGAACUGAAGGAAUUAAAACGUUUGUAGAAAAUGUACGGAAAAUAUACCUUACGAAAAGA
Molecule: messenger RNA, 6201 nt
Organism: Toxorhynchites rutilus septentrionalis
Lineage: Eukaryota; Metazoa; Arthropoda; Insecta; Diptera; Culicidae
Gene: sei
Product: potassium voltage-gated channel subfamily H member 6
Exons: 27
Coding region: 1250-5020 (1256 amino acids)
Biological process (GO): membrane repolarization during action potential; potassium ion transmembrane transport
Cellular component (GO): membrane
Molecular function (GO): inward rectifier potassium channel activity
Source: RefSeq, a predicted model, not a curated record